Phyllostomus discolor (pale spear-nosed bat) is the source of this 3562-nucleotide messenger RNA. RefSeq names its product FTO alpha-ketoglutarate dependent dioxygenase (gene FTO). The coding region runs from base 57 to 1592 and encodes 511 amino acids. Lineage: Eukaryota; Metazoa; Chordata; Mammalia; Chiroptera; Phyllostomidae. The record is from RefSeq and is a predicted model, not a curated record. Gene Ontology annotation, biological process: RNA repair; regulation of multicellular organism growth; DNA alkylation repair. Gene Ontology annotation, molecular function: ferrous iron binding; broad specificity oxidative DNA demethylase activity; mRNA N6-methyladenosine dioxygenase activity. The transcript is spliced from 9 exons.
CCAGAGCGGGAGACUCUGCUAGCCUGGCAGUGGCGAAGAAGGUUUGUAGCGGCAGCAUGAAGCGGACUCAGACUCCCGAGGAACGAGAACGUGAAGCUAAGAAACUGAAGCUUCUUGAAGAGCUCGAAGACACUUGGCUUCCUUACCUGACCCCCAAAGAUGAUGAAUUCUAUCAGCAGUGGCAGCUGAAAUACCCCAAACUCGUCCUCCGCGAAGCCGGCGGCGUCCCCGAGCAGCUCCACCGGGAGGUCCAGGAAGCCUUCGGUGCCCUGCACGAGCACGGCUGCCUGUUUCGGGACCUGGUGCGGGUCCAGGGCAAAGACGUGCUCACGCCGGUCUCGCGCAUCCUCAUCGGCAACCCCGGCUGCACCUACAAGUACCUGAGCACCAGGCUCUUCGCCGUCCCCUGGCCCGUGAGGGGCUCCGCCGCCGUGCGCUACCGCGAGGCGGAGAUCGCGGCCGCCUGCCAGGCCUUCCUCAAGCUCAACGAGUACCUGCGCGUCGAGACCGCCCAGACCUGGGGGGAGCUGGUGGCCAAGGACAGAGCCAACAUCGACGUGGUGCCCGUGUGCAUAGGGCCGGACUUCCCCCGCGUGGGCCUGGGCGCCUUCGACGGGCAGGACGAGGCGGACAUUAGGAGCAGGUCCGCGUACAACGUGACUUUGCUGAACUUCAUGGAUCCGCAGAAAAUGCCCUACCUGAAAGAGGAGCCGUAUUUCGGCAUGGGGAAGAUGGCGGUGAGCUGGCACCACGACGAGAACCUGGUGGACAGGUCGGCCGUGGCGGUGUACAGUUACAGCUGUGAAGGCCCCGAGGAGGACAGCGAGGAUGACCCGCAGCUCGAAGGCAGAGACCCUGACGUCUGGCACGUGGGCUUCAAGAUCUCCUGGGACAUAGAGACCCCUGGCUUGGCCAUACCCCUCCACCAAGGAGACUGCUACUUUAUGCUGGAUGAUCUCAAUGCCACCCACCAACACUGUGUUUUGGCUGGUUUACCACCUCGGUUUAGUUCCACCCACCGAGUGGCAGAGUGCUCGACGGGGACCUUGGACUACAUCCUGCAGCGCUGCCAGUUGGCUCUGCAGAAUGUCCGUGAUGGCGCAGGCGGUGCUGAUGUGUCUCUGAAGUCCCUGGAGCCCACAGUUUUGAAACAAGGAGAAGAAAUCCACAAUGAGGUGGAGUUCGAGUGGCUGAGACAGUUUUGGUUCCAAGGCAAUCGCUACAGCAAGUGCACCGACUGGUGGUGCCAGCCCAUGGCGCAGCUGGAGGAGAUGUGGAGGAAGAUGGAAGACGUGACAAACGCAGUGCUUCGUGAAGUUCGAAAAGAGGGGGUCCCCACGGGAGUCCGGAAUGAGACCUUGACCGCCAUCCUGGGCCCGCUCAGCACGCGCCAGAGCCUGCGGAGGGAGUGGCAUGCCAGGUGCCAGAGCCGCACGGCUCGGACCCUGCCCGCGGACCAGAGGCCCGAGUGCCGGCCGUACUGGGAGCAGGACGACCCUGCGAUGCCCCUGCCGUUCGACCUCACAGACCUCGUCGCGGAGCUCAGGGGCCUGCUUCUGGAAGCGAAGCCCGAGAAGGAGCGCAAGGCCUAGGUGGAGGACCAGAGGGGUGCUUUCGGCUCCUCUCCACCAUCGCCGCUGUCCCGGGGCGGGGGUGGGGCGGGAGAGGCCGCCCCUGGAGGGUGCAGCCCCGGCUGGGGCGGCAGCCCGUGAGUGUCGCCCCAACGCCGUGUGAGAACGGCACAGCGUUGUAGUCCGAUUUGGUAUCAAACCCCGUUUGUUCCCCCCACGUAUUCCCCUCUUGGAGUAAUUUUUAUCGUGAGCCGUUCCGCUCCCAAGGCCAAGGUCGGUGACAGGGGUGAACCCAGCCUGUGACGACGCCUGACCUACGUUCUCCCUUCCGACGCCUUUACAGAGGCUCGAGAGCAGAUGGCCCUAAGGUCCUCUGGGGGACCCGGGACUCCGACACAGAGGUGACACGCCCCAUGCGUGCAGCAGCCGCUGGCCGCACGUGGCUUCUUCCAUUUAAGUUCAGCUUUAACGGUCAUGAGAAGUUCAGCUCCUCGGGGGCACCAGCCGCAUUUGCGGUGCCGGACGGCCCCGUGUGGCCGCUGGCGCCCGAGCCGGAGGGCACAGGUGCAGACCGUCUGCGCCGCCGGGGGCCGUCCUCACGGGCGACACCCCGCCACAAACGUCCGGGCAGGGCACUCGCUCUCUGUCCCAGCUCCCUGUAGCUGCGGCCCUCACCGGCCGAGUAAAUAAAAAGGACAAACGUCUCUCUCCUUGAAGAGUAGCCCCCUUCCCUUCUCCAAGAAAGACCUCCACGGGCGGGCCUUCUGUGCUCUGCGCGCCGGAACGGAGGCGCGUUGAACGGUGAAACACCGCGGGCGUCCUCCCUUUAGGACGGUGCCCCGAUGCAAGGGAAGAGACGUGGCCCCGUUUACACUGUUUCGUGGGUGCAGCCAGCACCCCGUUUGCCUAUAUUGAAUGGCGGGUGGGACUGAGGUUUGAAGAACACUGGUGGCCCACCUCCUCCCCCAUGACCCUGGAGCAACAGAGAGAGACGCAGAGCAGAGGCUGAAACCGGGCCCCCCCCCAAAAUCCCCCACGAGCUUUGUGACCUUUGGCACGCCACUGUGCCUCAGUUUCCUUGUCUGGAGAAUGGGGGUGCUGAAGGUACCGGCUCCCGAGGUGAAGACUCAGUGAGACUAUCUAGGGACAGACUUACGUGAACAGCUUCCGACAGGUGGUUCAACGUCCAACAAAUAUGCGGGUGAUGGUCAGGACGCCGGCCUGACGGGGACGUGCUCGCCCCUCCCCUCCCCUCCUCUCCCCUCCCCUCCCCAGUCCUCGCACCGGUUGGGUCUGGUGCCCCCGGAGACCGUGAGAACAGUGUGCCCCUCCCCCAGCCCAUGGCCUGCCCCCAGAACCGGGUGCCGCAGCGGGAAGGCCAAGGGCAUUUCUGCCCGCUGAGGUGCGCUGAGGACCAAGCUCUCUCCCGUCGCCGGAACCUCGCUGGUUCAAGGCACGUGUUCGCCCACCGGGGGAGGUCACGCCACAGAAAGGUCCCAUCACGCAAGGCGGCCAGGCCUCCUCGUCUGAGACCAGGCGCGCUCUAGAGCCUCCGUGUCCCCCCAGUGCAGGAGGGGAGGCCCUGUCUCGCGGGGUUCGUAGGUUAAGCGGCACCGCGUGGGCGAGGCGUCGCCCCGCACAGAGAAGUCACGGCCUGCGGGCCGCCCGGCCUCGCGUCUGGUCUAGCUCCCACCCUGUUCCUUCGUUGUCGCAUCUCACAAGGGCCAGUGUGUGGGAAGUUGGGAGAUGCCGGGUGACAUGAAAACGUGUGCCGUCUCUUUAAGACUCAGGAGGUCUGGCAGCUCCUGGCACGGCAGACAGCGAGGUGUCUCGUCUCCCUGGGGUGGGGUGUGACCGCCCCACCACCCCGUGGCUCCUGGGUGUCGUCUGUUGUAAACCUGGCCUGCCCCCCUUCCUGCCCGCCCCCCCCCCCACGCCUCGCCUGUGCCCCUGCAGUAGAAAUAAACGACGCUGUGCAGCGCUCACCCCGA